Messenger RNA from Austrofundulus limnaeus, 7069 nucleotides. It is a transcript of the gene arfgef1, whose product is annotated as ADP-ribosylation factor guanine nucleotide-exchange factor 1 (brefeldin A-inhibited). Gene Ontology annotation, molecular function: guanyl-nucleotide exchange factor activity. The transcript is spliced from 40 exons. Gene Ontology annotation, biological process: regulation of ARF protein signal transduction. Bases 220 to 6027 code for a protein of 1935 amino acids. The record is from RefSeq and is a predicted model, not a curated record. NCBI's taxonomy places the organism in Eukaryota, Metazoa, Chordata, Actinopteri, Cyprinodontiformes, Rivulidae.
GCUUCCUCUCUCCAACAUGGCGCAGGAGGCAGGUUGUUAACGGCGAGCUGAGGGAUUUACGCCACCUUCUGUAUUUAUUUAUGUUCGUGAGGAAAGGGCUCUGCGGCUGACAUUUCCAAAGGAAUACAUCUCCAUUUCGAGGCGGCUGCAGCCCACCCCCCCUUUCCCCCCCAGCCCUCCCUGGGACCGGGCAACACCUCGCUCCAAUUCCGUUGCGACAUGUUUGAGGGGAAAAAAACGAAGAASAUGUUCCUCACACGAGCUCUGGAAAAGAUCCUGGCCGACAAGGAGGUGAAAAAGGCUCACCACUCCCAGCUGCGCAAAGCCUGCGAGGUGGCACUGGAGGAAAUCAAGGAGGAAUCAAAAAAAUUAAGUCCACCCAGUAGCGAUGGCAAAUCCAGCUCCAGCACUUUACCGCCAAUCAAAUCAAAGACAAACUUCAUCGAAGCCGACAAGUACUUCUUGCCUUUUGAGCUGGCUUGUCAGUCCAAAUGUCCCCGCAUCGUCAUCACCUCCCUCGACUGUUUACAGAAGCUGAUAGCAUAUGGCCACCUGACGGGCAGCGCCCCGGACAGCACGGCCCCGGGCAAGAAGCUCAUCGACAGGAUCAUCGAGACCAUCUGUGCUUGUUUUCAAGGACCUCAGACUGAUGAGGGCGUGCAGCUACAGAUUAUUAAGGCCCUGCUGACGGCCGUGACCUCUCAGCACAUAGAGAUCCAUGAAGGCACCGUGCUGCAGGCCGUGCGCACCUGCUACAACAUCUACCUGGCCAGCAAGAACCUCAUCAACCAGACGACAGCGAAGGCCACGCUCACGCAAAUGCUCAACGUCAUCUUCGCUCGCAUGGAGAACCAGGCGCUUACAAAUCACAAGCUAUCUUGGUCUCUGGCCUCCAGAAAGCGUGACCGCCAGCUGCAGGAAGCGAAGCAGCUGGAGAGAGAUCGGCACCGGCAGCACUCCGAGCCCGAGUCCCCGCAGCUGCAGACCCCCGUACACCCACCCGCCAAGCCUCCCACCCAGGAGGCCAACGGCCCCGUCAGCCCUCCGACCCCGAACAUCGCCUUCCCGUCCACCCCGUCCACCCCUUCCACGCCGGCCACAGAGUCCAGCAGCAGGUCUGAGUCCGGAGAGCCRGGAGAGCAGGGGGGCGUCUACGAAAACCCGGAUCCUGAGAACGGUUCAGAGUUCUGCGUGGCUGAAAACGAGCAGACGGAGGCGGAUCAAGCCACUGCAGCAGCUGCACAGACCUCCAAACAGCAUGAAAGAGCAGGUGAGGAGGAGGUUCUAAACUAUGAAGAGAAAGCCCAGGAAAUAGUUCAGAGUAUUCUGCAGGAGGUCGUCAACACUGUCGCAGGAGGCCACUGCCUGGACCCUGCAAACCUCUGCUCUGACACAAAGGAGUCGGCGGGCGAGCCGGCCGAGCAGCAGCCCGCCGAGGCGGCGACGGAGGAAACCCAGAGCUCGCUGGAGGACGAGGGCACGGCGGGGAGCGACAGCGAGCACGUCCACGCCAACGGCAUUCCCGGCACGCCCAUCUCCGCCAGCUUCACGCCCUCGUUGCCCGACGACAGGCUGUCUGUCUCCUCCACCGACACUCAGGAAUCAGGAGCGACACCAGGACAGCCGCCAGGAGCUAAAUUCUCCCACAUCCUGCAGAAAGAUGCUUUCCUCGUCUUUCGCUCGCUCUGCAAGCUGUCGAUGAAGCCGCUUUCAGACGGACCGCCCGAUCCCAAGUCCCACGAGCUGCGAUCGAAGGUUCUGUCCCUUCAGCUCUUGCUGUCGAUCCUGCAGAACGCCGGCCCCAUCUUCAAAACCAACGAGAUGUUCAUCAACGCCAUCAAGCAGUACCUGUGCGUGGCUCUGUCCAAGAACGGCGUCUCCUCCGUGCCCGAGGUCUUCGAGCUGUCGCUCUCCAUCUUCCUCACGCUGCUCUCCCACUUCAAGACGCACCUGAAGAUGCAAAUCGAGGUGUUCUUCAAAGAGAUUUUCCUGUAUAUUCUUGAAACGUCGACAAGCUCCUACGACCACAAGUGGAUGGUCAUACAGACCCUCACCAGGAUCUGCGCAGAUGCCCAGAGCGUGGUGGACAUCUACGUGAACUACGAUUGUGACUUGAAUGCUGCUAACAUUUUUGAACGCUUGGUCAAUGACCUCUCGAAAAUUGCACAGGGCCGAGGAGGCCACGAGCUCGGCACGACGCCUCAACAGGAGUUGACUUUGAGAAAGAAAGGCCUCGAAUGUUUGGUGUCCAUCCUGAAGUGUAUGGUGGAGUGGAGCAAAGACCAGUACGUCAACCCGAACUCCCAGACCAGCCUCGGCCAGGAGAAACCUUCGGAACAGGAGAGCACAGAGUCCAAGGCCUCAGAGACCAUWAAUCGCUAUGGGAGCAUCAACUCUUUGGACUCCACCGCCUCGUCUGGGAUCGGCAGCUACAGCACCCAGAUGUCRGGAACCGACAACCCCGAGCAGUUCGAAGUCCUCAAGCAGCAGAAGGAGAUCAUCGAACAGGGGAUUGACCUGUUUAACAAGAAACCAAAGAGAGGAAUCCAGUACCUUCAAGAGCAAGGCAUGCUGGGAACCACCCCAGAGGACCUUGCUCARUUUUUGCACCAAGAAGAGAGGCUUGACUCGACUCAGGUGGGAGAGUUUCUCGGAGAUAACGAUCGCUUCAACAAAGAGGUGAUGUACGCCUACGUGGAUCAGAUGGACUUCCAGGGCAAAGAUUUCGUUUCUGCUCUAAGGAUGUUCCUGGAGGGCUUCCGGCUCCCCGGCGAGGCGCAGAAGAUCGACCGGCUCAUGGAGAAAUUCGCAGCGAGAUACUUGGAAUGCAACCAGGGGCAAACRCUCUUUGCCAGCGCUGACACUGCAUAUGUUCUUGCCUACUCCAUCAUUAUGUUGACGACAGACCUUCACAGUCCACAGGUGAAAAAUAAAAUGACUAAAGAGCAAUAUAUCAAGAUGAACCGCGGCAUCAAUGACAGCAAAGACCUGCCCGAGGAGUAUCUGUCGGCCAUUUAUGAUGAGAUCGCGGGGAAGAAGAUCGCCAUGAAGGAGACAAAAGAACUGACCAUGAAGUCCAACAAGCAGAGCGUAGCCAGCGAGAAGCAGAGGCGACUGCUGUACAACGUGGAGAUGGAGCAGAUGGCCAAGACGGCCAAGGCUCUGAUGGAGGCCGUCAGCCACGUGCAGGCUCCCUUCACCAGCGCCACGCACCUGGAGCAUGUCAGGCCAAUGUUCAAGCUGGCGUGGACGCCGUUCCUGGCUGCUUUCAGCGUGGGCCUGCAGGACUGCGAUGACACCGACGUGGCCUCGCUGUGCCUGGAAGGAAUACGCUGCGCCAUCAGGAUAGCGUGCAUCUUCUCCAUACAGUUGGAGAGGGAUGCAUACGUGCAGGCUCUGGCGAGGUUCACCCUGCUGACGGCGAGCUCGGGCAUCGCAGAAAUGAAGCAGAAGAACAUCGACACCAUCAAGACCCUCAUCACUGUGGCUCACACUGACGGCAACUACCUGGGCAACUCCUGGCAUGAGAUCCUGAAGUGCAUCAGUCAGUUGGAGCUGGCUCAGCUGAUUGGUACGGGGGUGAAGGCGCGCUACAUCUCAGGGACGGUGAGGGGCAGAGAGGGCUUUAUCACGAGCACGAAGGAGCAGAGCAGCGACGAGUACCUCGGUUUAGUUGGAGGAACGGUGGACCGUAAGCAGAUCGCGAGCAUUCAGGAGUCCAUUGGAGAGACGAGCUCUCAGAGUGUGGUGGUAGCUGUGGACAGGAUAUUCACAGGUUCCACCAGACUAGAUGGAAAUGCAAUAGUGGAUUUUGUGCGCUGGCUGUGUGCCGUAUCCAUGGAUGAGCUGGCCUCGCCUACACAUCCACGUAUGUUCAGCCUGCAGAAGAUAGUUGAGAUCUCUUAUUACAACAUGGGGCGCAUCAGGCUGCAGUGGUCCAGGAUCUGGGAGGUCAUUGGAGACCACUUUAACAAGGUUGGUUGUAAUUCCAAUGAAGAUGUAGCCAUUUUCGCCGUGGACUCUCUCAGGCAGCUGUCCAUGAAGUUCUUGGAGAAAGGGGAGCUGGCCAACUUCAGGUUCCAGAAGGACUUUCUGAGGCCUUUCGAGCACAUCAUGAAAAAGAACCGGUCUCCCACAAUCAGGGACAUGGUGGUGCGCUGCAUCGCCCAGAUGGUUAACUCCCAGGCAGCGAACAUUCGAUCGGGCUGGAAGAACAUCUUCUCGGUCUUCCACCUGGCUGCGUCUGACCAGGACGAGAGCAUCGUGGAGCUGGCCUUCCAGACCACCGGACAUAUCGUCACGAAUGUAUUUGAAAAGCACUUUGCGGCCACCAUYGACUCCUUCCAGGACGCCGUCAAGUGUCUGUCGGAGUUCGCCUGCAACGCCUCUUUUCCAGACACCAGCAUGGAAGCCAUCCGCCUCAUCCGCCACUGCGCCAAAUACGUCUCAGAGAGGCCCCAGGCCUUUAAAGAUUACACCAGUGAUGACAUGAAUGUAGCGCCUGAGGACCGCGUUUGGGUCCGAGGCUGGUUCCCCAUCCUCUUUGAGCUGUCCUGCAUCAUCAACAGGUGUAAACUGGACGUCAGGACCAGGGGGCUCACGGUGAUGUUCGAGGUGAUGAAGACCUACGGGCACACCUUUGAGAAGCACUGGUGGCAGGACCUGUUCAGGAUCGUCUUCAGGAUCUUUGAUAACAUGAAGCUGCCCGAGCAACAAACCGAGAAAGCCGAGUGGAUGACCACCACAUGCAAUCACGCACUUUACGCCAUCUGCGACGUCUUCACCCAAUACUUCGAGUCGCUCAACGGCCUCCUGUUGGACGACAUCCUGGCUCAGCUCUACUGGUGUGUGCAGCAAGAUAACGAGCAGCUCGCCCGCUCAGGCACCAACUGUCUGGAGAACGUGGUCAUCCUGAACGGGGAGAAGUUCUCUCUGGAGACCUGGGACAAAACGUGCAACUGCAUGCUGGACAUCUUCAAGACCACAAUCCCACACGCGCUGCUAACGUGGAGACCAGCAGGAGCAGAAGGAGAGCACUACACAACACAUAGCAUGUCUGACAAACAGCUGGACUCAAUUUCCCAGAAGUCCUUGGACAUUCAGUCCCGCUCCGACGACCAGCACUCCAUCAGCAGCACUGACAGGGCUGCCAUGGAGAACCGGCGUCAGAGCCAGCACAGCUCGGCCUCCGGUUUGUCCGAGGACGUCUUGAGGAGCAGGAACCCGACAAAGAUCCAGGAGCAGCGGUUGUUUUCGGCUCUGCUGAUAAAAUGCGUCGUGCAGCUGGAACUGAUCCAGACCAUCGAUAACAUCGUGUUCUUCCCCGCCACCAGUAAGAAGGAAGACGCCGAGAACUUCGCCGCUGCUCAGCGGGAUGCGGUGUGUGUGGUAGAUGUCCAGGUGGAGCCCCAGGACCAGGGGAUGUACCGCUACCUGACCUCACAGCAGCUCUUCAAGCUGCUGGACUGCCUGCUGGAGUCGCAUUGCUUUGCCAAGGCUUUCAACUCCAACAACGAGCAAAGAACUUUACUGUGGAAAGCAGGUUUCAAAGGCAAGUCGAAGCCCAACCUGUUGAAGCAGGAGACCAGCAGUUUGGCGUGCGGGAUGCGUAUUCUGUUCAGGAUGUACACUGAUGAGAGGAGGCGGGACGCCUGGGAGGAGGUCCAGAGACGACUGCUCAAUGUGUGCAGCGAGGCUGUAGCGUACUUCCUGGCUCUGACAUCAGAGAGUCACCGAGAGGCGUGGACCAACCUGCUGCUGCUCUUCCUCACCAAGGUGCUGAAGAUCAGCGACGAACGGUUCAAGGCCCACGCGGCCAGGUACUACCCCCUCCUGUGUGAGAUCAUGCAGUUCGACCUGAUCCCCGAGCUCCGAGCCGUUCUGAGGAGGUUCUACCUGCGCAUCGGCAUCGUCUUUCACAUCGCACAGCUGCCUGGACCCGAGCCGGACCCGGGGCCCCAGCGGGGCCGGGUCGAGCCUGAAACGGACACGGAGGUCGGGGAGGAGGCCGGGGAGGAGGCCCAGUGAUGCUGCGCCUCCAUUUAACAAAAAAAAUCCCUGCUGAAGCCCCGCCCCCGUCAGAUCUGUGUGGCCGUGCUGCACCUCCUCAGGGCCCUCUGUGUGUUUCAAAUCAAACACUUGACUUUAAGAGUCGAUCGUGGAUCAGCUCCCUGCCCACACCCCGUCACCGCACACAAAGAGCCCAGGUGGAGUCCUCGGUGCACCAGGUGUAGCGACGCCUCCACUGACUACUGAUCAAGUUACCCAUAUGGCUGAUCUAAAAGAGUAUAUUUCAACAUGUGUGCUUCUUACUGUAUAUUUAAAGUGAAGGGUGAAUGAUCUCAACAUGCAAACUCUACGUACUCGACAACUAUGAAAUGUGACAUUUAUCAGGCGCACUGCAGACGGCUAACAUCAGUACUGAUGAAACUAGUUGUACAGAUCUAUGUAAUAUAAUCCUAUAACACUAGAUUUUCUUUAUUUUUCUUUAUUUGAUUUUGAGUUUUCCUCUGGAUUUGCUGCACUUAUUUUUUUUAAUGCACUGGAGAUUUUACUUUUUGUGAUAAUUUAUUUGACUGCACCACCUCCUGCAGCUGAUCCCUCACCGUAAUGAAGCCAGACUGUGAGAAAGUGAAGGGUUAAAUUAUUCCAUUUUAUAUAUUUGUUCUUAGGUUUUUAAUGGAUUUAAGAAACAAACAAAAAGAUGAGCAAACUGAAGCUAGCUGCUUUUUUGAGUCACUAUUUUCUGUUUUCAUGUGAGUUUAGCUUAUCACUUUUGUGUACAAAAUCAAAGGUUAAUAAUAUAUUUAAUGUUUUUGUUCAUUUUGUUUUUGUUUUUUUGUUUUGCGGGGAGGGGGGGCGGAGCUUACAUGUAUAGAGAAAAUGACAAACGUCAGCUGUGCUUUAAGUAUGAAUGGGAUGCAUUCCUGCUCAUGGAUGUAGAAAACAAAAUGUAUAUGAUACAGCAAUGUAAAGUUUUCUAUCUUUCAAAAGAUUAUGUACGACUUUCUGUACAAAACAUCAUCUGGCAUUCUAAUCAGGUUCUAGAUCAAUAAAGUUUUUGAACUUG